AUGAUGGAUAAGGAUCCCAUAUGCGUUCUAUGUGGUAAAGCAUUUUCAGAAAAGUCUUCUUCUACUAUGUGCGCUAUUGUUUGCGGCCACACAUUUCAUCGAGAUUGUAUCGAUUCUUGGUGCAAAUUGUUGGAUUACUGCCCCGUCUGUAGAAAAUUUCUAGGUGAAGACUUUCCGUAUAAUAUCAAGUUCAUGUAUAAGGACUCUCCAGAGAAACAAUCCCAUGAAAAAACAGACCAUAUAUUGAAGAAAUUUAAGCAAUCCCACGAACAUAUUGUGGUUUCAGAAGGUCUUCUUGAAAAGGUUAAAAAACUCCAUGAAAUUUUUGAGGAACUGAAGUCUUUCUUCGACAGUGACGACAGCGAUUAAACGGUAUUAAUAUGACUAUAUGCAAAUAUUUCUCUCUCGUAUAUCACAUAAAUAAACUAUUGACCCGCC
This is a messenger RNA of Mucor mucedo, 438 nucleotides long. RefSeq lists its product as uncharacterized. The transcript has 2 exons. Gene Ontology annotation, molecular function: ubiquitin protein ligase activity. NCBI's taxonomy places the organism in Eukaryota, Fungi, Mucoromycota, Mucoromycetes, Mucorales, Mucoraceae. The record is from RefSeq and is a predicted model, not a curated record. Bases 1 to 369 code for a protein of 122 amino acids. Gene Ontology annotation, biological process: protein ubiquitination.